GUUCGUGUCUACGUGUGAGUUUAGCUUAAAAUAAUAUUUAAUAAUAAUUUAAAGGAAUUCUAAACUAAAUAAAUUAAUUAAUGUACUAAAAUUAUUUUUUUUAAUUAAAUUAUUUUUAAAUUAUGACGUAUUAAUAAAUACAAGUAGUGUGAAAAACGCGCGGGAAGUAAACAAUAGCUUCAAAAUUUUAAUGCAAAAAUAAAGUGUUAAAGAAUUAAAAAGUUUUAAAAAAAUUAUAUUAUAUCAAAUGCCAUAUUUGAAAAAAGUGUCAGUGCAUUAGUGAAGUGAAAAUUUUUUUUUUAUUUUAGCUACUAAAUGAAGUGAAGUAAAAUCGAUCGAUAAAUUCUUGGAAUAAACUUAUCGUGAAAAAAAUCAAUACCUCAGUUUGAUAUUCAAGAUAUCGGAAGUCAUGGAAUCAAUAUUUUAAAAUCGCUAUAAUUGUUGUGUUUAAAUAAAUAAAAUACAAAUCUAAUGAAAUGCUAAGUAAAUAUUUAUGAGCAAACAAAGUGUAGAAAAUAAAUAGCGUCAUUUAAUGAUCAAUAAUAAUAAUAAUAAUAAUAAUAAUAAUAAUAAUAAUAAUAAUAAUAAUAAUAAUAAUAGUAAUAAAAAUAACAGAGAAUAUUAAAAAUAAGUGAAUAAGUGUUUAGUGUCGUCUUAUAUUUGUUUGCUUGAAGAAAUCAACAAUCUUGUCAACAUCGAAGACAACAACAAGACACGUCAUCGACCGACUACGUGUACAAUCCAAAGGAGGCAAGAAUUCGAAAAGCGAUGCGUGAGCAGUGUCGUGAAUUGUCGCGGCAAUCUAUUCUUCAGAGUACAGUUACGGCGACGAACAGCGGUGCCUCGGCAACUGGUGCAAAUAGUACUAAUGGAAAUGUUGAAAACAUUGCUGGAGAACGUGGAGCUCCUGGAGCUGGAGGAAGAGGAGGAGCACCAGCAGGGACAGGAGGGAGAGGAGGAAGUAGAUGUGGAAGCGCGGGAGGAAGAGCCAGUGACGGUGGUGAGAUUGGGACGGGUAAUUUUCUAAGUCAUCCAACGUCUUAUGCGUCACCGGUACCUGCAGCUACCAGCUCUUCAUUGCCUUCAACUUCAGGUUACGAGAGCAGGAUCAUCAACCCCUGGUUCCCGGUCGGUCACACGCCACCUGCUAAUCUUCCAAUACACUCGCAUCGGGUCAUGCAGGCCCACCAGCGAACGUUCGAUAAGAGCGAAGAGGUUUUGAGAAAGCGAGCCAAGUGCGCCGGUGCUUUUUCCGCAGCCUCCGCCGCGGCGGCGUCGAGUUACCCCGGUGAUUUUACUGUUCACGGAGCGCCCACGCAAGCGGCUAGCGGCACGAGUGUCGGUGGCCUCGAGAGCAACGAUUAUCGUGGUGGUGGCGGCAGCGUUAGCGGUAUCGGGGAAUUCUCCGAUGCCCAGAAGUGGCAUCCUUACCAAAAUGCUGCUGCUGCUCAUCAUCAUCCCAGGAUACCACUGACUAGAAUGACAAGUCGUCAUCCUAUGCAGAAUAUCAAUCCACAAAAUCAUGGACCCUGGAAUCAACAAUAUUUCGGACUUCCAUUGUAUCCUAUGGCUACUCAGAACCAAAUGGUUCGCAGCCCGAGGCAUGUGGUCUUUGUUCAAAACCAACAAGAACGACACACUGCUGGAUAUCCUGAUGAAAUGCCGAUGAAUUACAUAACUAAUAGAAUAGAGACUAGUCACCGACUGCAGCCUAGUUAUAGCCAAAAUAAUUACCAAGAAACUGAAAAAUGCAUCGAAGACGCGCCGAGGUGGGAUCAACCGUCAACUUCUGCCGCGCCGCCGAUAGCCAACCUAGUGACGUCUCCACGCGAACCCGAGCGAGUUAGAGAAACGCAACCGCCAAAAAAAGAAGAAACUAACAAAGAGUAUCAGAAGAACGUUGAACCCCAACCAAGAACUCAAAGUAACCAACGUCUACCGGGUUUCCCUCAAGCAUUUGGUUCCACAGAGAUCGGGAGAUUCUCAAGAACUCAUAAUUUUGCAGACAUGGUGGUCCCGGACAAUAACGUCAGCGACGGGAGUAUUUGUAGCAGCAGUGGGUCUGGAAUUGUUCCUGGUAAUAGUAAUGGAAAUUACGUAACAUUUUUGGAAGUACCGCGAGUAAACUGUGACUGCAUCUCUCAUUCAAAUCCACUACAAGUGUCUCAAAAUUUUUCAACACCGACUUCAACAGAGCGGCCGACUUUUAUAUAUCACGAUACCCAAGUUCCGGGAGGAUCGAGACAAGCCAAUCAAUCACCCGAAAAAAAAUCUUCCAAUAGUGACAGUAGCAAUUUAAGUGCCAACAGUUUGACUUAUUCAGCUUCCACAGAAUUGAAGCCCGUUAAAAACAAAAGUAUUGAAGUCGGACAAAAAGAAACUCAAGUGAAAGAAGAAAAUGAUAAUGAUGACGGUGAAGAAGAAGACCAAGAUGAAGAUGAAGACGAAAGUGUCGGAGACGAAGAUGAAGACGAUGACGAUGAAGAUUAGCAAGAAGAUUCAAUUAAUAUUACAACUUAAUUUUAUUUUAUUUAUUAUUUUCCUCAUUUUAAAAUAAUAUUUACUUUUAUUGCAUUAUAUUUGUUCCAUUAAAAAAAAAUAGUUAUUUUAUUUUAUUGUCUCCAAUACAAACGUUACUUUGAAUUUUUUUAUUUUGUUUCUAAAAAGUUAGUGGUUUAAAAGCCGACAGCCGAGUCAUCGGCCACGAGGAAAAGAUGAUAGAGGAUUUUAUAUGAUACGGCGGCAUACUUCAAAUAGAAUAGACAGUAUAAAUGAAAAGUUGGUUAUAGUGCCCACCCAUUAUCAUUUAGAAUUACAAUCAUCAACGACAUUAUCAUCAGCAUCGAAAUAUACAACUGUUAGAUCCAGCAACGUCUUAAUAUAUAUCAGUUAUCUCUGUUUAAUACAUAAAAAUAUAAUAUUGUACAUUGAAAAAGAAGACCGCCGUGGGUCGGUCAGGUGUUGUAAAAUUUUACUCGGGCACUGCGUAACAUUAAACACUGAUUAACCCAAGAAUUUUUAUUAUACGCGCCGAAAACCCACCGUAUGCAUACACAAUAUUGUGACGGGUUUAUUUUUUCUAUCUAUGCACAGAUAAAAUUUUUUUAUGUUUACUUUGAAAAUUAACAUUUUAAUAUUUAUCAUACAACAUUAAUAAUACAUUUUUAUUUUUUUCGAAUUUCAAUGUUUUACAUUUUAAAAUAAAAAAAAAAAUUAAAUUAUUUUUUCGUUAAUGUUUUUUUUGUUUAAUAAUUCGUGGAGUUUGUAACAUUACUGCGAUUUCGUAAAAUUUCUAAAUUACAUGAACA
Messenger RNA from Microplitis demolitor, 3308 nucleotides. RefSeq lists its product as uncharacterized. The transcript is spliced from 8 exons. The record is from RefSeq and is a predicted model, not a curated record. The coding region runs from base 769 to 2490 and encodes 573 amino acids. Lineage: Eukaryota; Metazoa; Arthropoda; Insecta; Hymenoptera; Braconidae.